AUGGCUAACAUGCUGGUCACGCUCCGAUGCAAAGAACUCACCAAUAACACCUUUCCUAGAAUCAACCAAUUUAUCGAUUGUCUCCGUUGUACCGACACAGAACUUACCAUGUGGAUCAAUCGCAUGAUUCCGGCCUGUACUUCCGGCGGGAAGAGAAAGAGAAAGAAAGUUCACAGAACAGCAGCUACAAAGAGGUCGACGGCAAGAGCGUACAGAGUCAAAAUGUACAAGAAUAGAUCCGAAGCCGACAAAGAAGCACAACGAGCCUACGUGCAAGAAUGGAAGGCCAAACGGCUUGCAGGAAUGUCACCAGAAGAGAUCCGGGCAGAGAGGGAGGGGAAGCGAAUUUAUGGACGAGAAUGGAGAACGCGGCGCAAGGAGGCAAUAUCACCAGAAUAA
Molecule: messenger RNA, 399 nt
Organism: Fusarium graminearum PH-1
Lineage: Eukaryota; Fungi; Ascomycota; Sordariomycetes; Hypocreales; Nectriaceae
Exons: 1
Coding region: 1-399 (132 amino acids)
Source: RefSeq, a predicted model, not a curated record